Molecule: messenger RNA, 2465 nt
Organism: Solanum pennellii
Lineage: Eukaryota; Viridiplantae; Streptophyta; Magnoliopsida; Solanales; Solanaceae
Exons: 13
Coding region: 71-2197 (708 amino acids)
Molecular function (GO): FAD binding
Source: RefSeq, a predicted model, not a curated record
CUAUAACCAAAACCCCUUCUAAAACCCCACACAUCCCAACUAAAAUCUUAUCUCCUCCAAAUUUUCAACCAUGUCCAUGGCUUCUACCAAAAAUUUAGUCCCUUCUCAUUUUUCUUUCUUGAAUUCAAAUCCCAAAUUCACAUUCCCAAAAACUCAAUCUUUUUCAUUAUACUCAAACCCCUUUUGCAUUACAUGUUCAAAGAAGGUAAAAAGAAGAGGAAAAUUGAGGUACCCAUCUGAGAAAAAGAAGCUAAAACAGCAACAAGAAGCUCAAGUUGAUGUUGAAAACAAAUUUGAAGGGAUUUGGAGGCUCUCAAAGCUUAGUGUUUCAGUUCAUAAAGACCCUGGAAAAGAUUUCUUAGGUGUCUCAGAUGCUUUACUCCAAGAAAUUGCUAAAGUUCUUGAAUUUCCGGUUGCUUCAAUGUUGCCACAGGAGGCAUUUGAAGUUGUUAGAAAAUCUUUUGAUGCUCGCAAGUUGCAAAAGGAACAGAAGUUUGUAUAUACAGUUGAUGUGGAUGUCCACAAACUACUAAAUUUAGAGCCUCGUACUUGGGAAUUCAUCUCUGAAUUGGAACCCAAGGUUGGCUUAAUUGAGCAUUUGCCUCAUGACAGGACUUCUGGUGACAUAAUGAGCAUUGUACAUGCUUGCAGAAAGUCGGGUCAGGAUGCAACUACUUCAGAACACGGAGAUAGAAAUCUCUGCAAUGGAUCACAUAUGAAUGCAAGUUAUAGAAAACCAAAAGUUGCAGUUGUUGGAAGUGGGCCUGCAGGGUUGUUUGCUUCUCUUGUCCUUGCUGAAUUUGGAGCAGAUGUUACACUGAUGGAAAGGGGAGAACCCGUUGAGAAAAGGGGCCGUGACAUUGGUGCUCUGGUUGUUCGACGGAUAUUGCAAGAGGAGAGCAACUUUUGCUUUGGGGAGGGUGGUGCAGGUACUUGGAGCGACGGGAAGCUAGUUACUAGAAUUGGAAGAAACAGCGGUAGUGUUUUAGCAGUUUUGGAAACAUUGGUCCACUUUGGAGCUCCACAGAAAAUUUUGGUUGAUGGAAAACCUCAUCUAGGAACUGAUAAACUGGUUCCACUUCUUCAAAAUUUCCGUCGAUACCUUGAAAAGUUGGGUGUCACCGUCAUGUUUGGAACAAGGGUAGAUGACUUACUUGUCAAAGAUAAGCAUGUGGUGGGUGUUAAAGUUUCUAAUUCAAGAGAUAACAGCUCACACUUCAUGAACCAGCAGUUGGGGUACGAUGCAGUGGUUCUUGCAGUUGGGCAUUCUGCACGCGAUACCUAUCAGAUGCUUCUUUCUCAUGGGGUCAGCCUUGUUGAAAAGGAUUUUGCUGUCGGCCUGCGGGUUGAGCAUCCUCAAGAAUUAAUAAACAGCAUACAGUAUUCUGGAUUGGCCAAUGAAGUUCAAAGUGGACGCGGAAAAGUUCCUGUUGCUGAUUACAAGGUUGUUGAAUAUGUUGAUACAAAUGCUAUUGCUUUGCCUUCAAAUUCUGCACCAAGAAAUCGCAGUUGUUACUCCUUUUGCAUGUGUCCUGGUGGCCAGGUAGUUUUAACAAGUACUGAUCCAUCGGAGCUCUGUAUCAAUGGGAUGUCCUUUUCCCGACGGUCAUCUAAAUGGGCAAAUGCUGCACUUGUUGUUACAGUCUCGUCAAAGGAUUUUGCUGCUUUGGACUUGCACGGACCUCUCGCUGGUGUUGAAUUUCAGAGGAUGUUCGAGCGAAGGGCAGCUGCAAUGGGCGGAGGCAAUUUCGUGGUACCUGUUCAAACAGUGACCGAUUUUCUCGACAACAAAUUGUCAGGGACGUCAGUGCCAUCGUCCAGUUAUAGAUUAGGAGUUAAGGCAACAAAUCUCCAUGAACUAUUCCCUAGUCACAUAACCAGCUCUUUACAACAAUCACUUUUGAAGUUUGACAAAGAGUUACCGGGAUUUAUUUCAAAUAGUGCUCUUCUUCACGGAGUAGAGACAAGAACUAGUUCCCCUGUCCAGAUCUCGCGAAGUGCUGACACUUACGAGUGCACAUCGUUAAAGGGGCUUUACCCUAUCGGAGAAGGAGCAGGCUACGCUGGCGGGAUAGUAAGUGCAGCUGUUGAUGGCAUGUAUAGCGGCUUUGCUUUAGCGAAAAGCUUAGGUCUUUUCAAGGGCAGCAUCGAGUCGAUUUUAGGGAAGGCUCACAGUGCUGGAGUUGCAAAAUAUUGACACAACUAUAUCUAGUUUUGUUUUCACUAUAUUGUGUAAAACAUAUGCCGCGCUCAUUGUUGAUCUAGCAAUUCUUCAUAUAUAGUUCGUCACAAUCAGAGGCGAAUUCAAGAUUCAGAGUAGAUUCUAAACGUAUGUGGUCUAUGUUGUUGUUGAUGUGUGGCCAUUAUAUAAUGAACAAAAAUUAUGUAAUCUAUCUCUACAUUGUCUUGCAACUUGAGAUUAUUUGUCUAUUUAGGGGAAAAGUUUGAAAGAGAUUUUAACGGGA